UUAAUACCUCCACUAUGCCUCCCGACCCAAAGGAUGCGCCGUUUCCAACGAGGCAACUUAUCAUUAUCGGAAUAUGCCGAUUCUCCGAGCCUCUCGCCUUCAACUCCAUCCUCGCCUACUCGUUUUUGAUGGUCCAGGACCAAGGCAUUCCUAAACGCGAUGCCUCGUUCUAUGCUGGGCUGCUCGUGUCGGCCUACGCUAUCGCCGAGGCCAUUACCGCCCCGAUCUGGGGUACGAUCUCAGAUCACUAUGGCCGAAAACCAGUCGCGCUCAUUGGUCUGGCUGGCGUCGCCAUGUCGAGUAUCGUAUUCGGCCUGUCCAAGACAUACUGGGUGGCGCUGCUUGCACGAUUUGUCGGUGGUGCGCUGAAUGGGAAUGUCGCAAUCAUGCAGACUAUGGUCGCUGAAAUGGUCAAGAACCCAGCCCACGAGCCACGCGCAUACGCAACCCAACCGUUCGUAUGGACAUUGGGCUCAAUCAUUGGCGCAGCAUUGGGUGGCUUCCUCGCCCAGCCAGCUAGGCUCUACCCCCACCUCUUCCCGAAGGACGGCGUCUUUGGACGCUACCCAUAUCUUCUGCCCAACCUCGUAGCAGCCAUUGGAAUCGUUCUCGCCAUCAUUCAAGGCAUGGUGUUCUUGGAGGAGACCCUUGUCAAGGAGGAAAAGGAAGAAGAGAACGGCACGGCCGACCACCACGAUUACCACGACCAUCUUGGCACAAUCAACGAGUCCAACGAGAGGAGCCGUCUUCUUCCGCCGCCAUCGCACGUUCGAGAUCGCGAAGUUCGCGGCUCCAUGGCUGGGUCUCUUCGACCACGCGGAUCGAUAGCAAGUUUUACGCGUGAGCGACUAGCUUCCAUUUCCGUGCAAGGUAGCAUGCGUCAGAUUCGCAAGCGAGCAUCGUUCUUGGAAGAAGGUAUGCCUAUGCCGUUCGAUCAGCGUUUCGAUAUUCGCCGCUCGUCCUUUGGAACUAUGCACUCGAUCAGGAUCCACCAAGACGUUCUACCUAUCCGUGGCCAACCCAACGGAAAGCCUCGGAAGACGUUGAACAGGACUGUAGUCAUGGUCAUCUUCGCAAUGGCCAUCUUCGCCUUCCACCAAAUGGCUUACGUCUCUAUUCUGCCAGUCUACAUUCUUGAUGAGCCGACUUCGACAGGUCUGGACUUCAAAGGUGGCCUCGGAAUGACUCUGCCUGACGUUGGUACUUACCUUGCGAUCAACGGGUUCAUCACUCUCUUCGUUCAAGGUUUCGUCUUUCCCAUCUUUGUGGAAUGGGCUGGAGUCUGGAAGUCUUUCGUAUGGAUGAUCAUCUUGUAUCCAACGACGUACUUUAUCGUUCCCUUCAUCAGUGCCCUCCCGCACGGACUCGAGUCUCCCGGCAUCUACUUUUCGCUCACUUUGCAGGCGUUCUACGGUAUCAUCGUGUUCCCAUGCGCUCUUAUCCUCAUGAAGAACGCCAUACCCUCGCCGCUUGUACUCGGUCGUGUCAACGGUCUGGCGAUGUCGGCGUGUUGUUUGGCACGAACGGUUUCAGCUCCUCUUAUCGGACUGGUGUAUUCGCUCGGUGGAUCUGCGGCAGCCUACUUCUUCCUCGGCCUAGUGUCAAUAUUCGGUAUCAUCCAGUUGAUCUGGGUUCCUAAUGACCACAUUGGCACAGUUGAGAUCGACAAUGGGCUCAAGAAGGUCAUGCAUCAUGACGCGGACGAGGACGCCGUGGACGAUAUCUCGGUCUUUGAGUCUGUACGAUAACAGAGCUCACGAAUCACAUGCGCAUAGUUUGACACGGAGGGGGUUUCCAGGUGGCAUAGGUGGCAAUGUUUCUGGAGAGGUACUCUAUUCCUCGAUGUUUUGUUUUUGCAUGGGUCGUUCGGCGUUCGGAUAUAUUAUAUCCUUACAGCCUCACUCUUGAGGUUUGGGCUUUCAUUUCUCUAUCGGGCAUGUGAGCAUUUCUUGCAUAGCGAGUUCAAAAGCUGGUAGCAAUCACGGCUGGCCUUUUGCAAUGUACGUCAGUCUCUCGACUAUCACUUUAAACCAUAUCGCGCAACUGUUGUCCGUGAACAAAAUAUUCAAGUCUGACCAAAACUGUGAUCCCUGGGGAAGUUUUUUUAUAAUGGACGAGAUAUUGAUUGUACCUAGGACGUAGUUGUCAGUAUAGAGAUGCUGUGAG
Messenger RNA from Cucurbitaria berberidis CBS 394.84, 2166 nucleotides. Its product is annotated as MFS general substrate transporter. The transcript is spliced from 3 exons. Bases 15 to 1748 code for a protein of 577 amino acids. Gene Ontology annotation, biological process: transmembrane transport. Lineage: Eukaryota; Fungi; Ascomycota; Dothideomycetes; Pleosporales; Cucurbitariaceae. Gene Ontology annotation, molecular function: transmembrane transporter activity. The record is from RefSeq and is a predicted model, not a curated record.